AACUUGGAGCGUGCGGCCAACCAGCAGCAGGGAGAGAUGGAUCACCUGCUGGAGCAGCUGCGGGGUCUGAAACUUCAGGCGGAGUCCGACAAAGAGGCCCUGAAGAGGGCUACGCGGGCCCAGAAACACCGGGCGGAGCGCAGCGAAGACACCGCCGGGCAGCUCAGCGCCCAGCUACUGGACAUGGUAGGUGGAAGAAGGGAGAUGGUGACCUACCUCUUAGAACAGGUCUAGGAUCAGUUCUGUCUAAUCCUUAUUAUUAAGCGGUGGAAAAGAGGUACAAAAACUGACCUUUGGAUCAGGGUCGUUUCACCUCAAAAAGCAAAAGAAAGAGGAUUUCGACACCGACCAUCUCAGAUUGUUCUGAAAUCAUUUCUGUUAGAAACAGAUAAGAUUAGCAUUCUUGCAACAUAAUGUUGUUGAAAUAUAAUUUGAUCUCUGAGAAAUUAAGAUAAUUGAUUGCAUCCAAAUGGGCAAUUUUAAUGUAUAGAAUUCAUAUAAUAUUCAGUUAAUAUACAGUGCAUUCUGAAAGUUUUUUUUAUUUUUUAUUUUGUAUAACAUUUGCAUAAGUAUCCAGACCCUUUACUCAGUACUUUGAUGAAGCACCUUUGGCAGCGAUUACAGCCUCGAGUCUUCUUGGGUAUGACGCUACAAGUUUGGCACACCUGUAUUUGGGGAGUUUCUCCCAUUCUUCUCUGCAGAUCCUCUCAAACUCUGUCAGGUUGGAAGGAGAGCGUCGCUGCACAGCUAUUUUCAGGUCUCUCCAGAGAUAUUCAAUCGGGUUCAAGUCCGGGCUCUGGCUCGGCCACUCAAUGACAUUCAGAGACUUGUCCCGUAGCCACCUGCGUUGUCUUGACUGUGUGCUUAGUGUUGUUGUCCUGUUGGAAGGUGAACCUUUGCCCCAGUCUGAGGUCCUGAGAGCUCUGGAACAGGUUUUCAUCAACGAUCUCUCUUUACUUUCCUCUGUUCAUCUUUCCCUCGAUCCUGACAAGUCUCCUAGUCCCUGCCGCUGAAAAACAUCCUCACAGCAUGAUGCUGCCACCACCAAUCCGUAGGGAUUGUGCCAGGUUCCCUCCAGACGUGAUGCCUGGCAUUCAGGACAAAGAGUUCAAUCUUGGUUUCAUCAGACCAGAGAAUCUUGUUUCUCAUGGCCUGAGAGUCCUUUAGGUGCCUUUUGGCAAACUCAAAGCGGACUGUCAUGUGCCUUUUACCGAGGAGUGGCUUCCGUCUGGCCACUCUACCAUAAAGGCCUGAUUGGUGGAGUGCUGCAGAGAUGGUUGUCCUUCUGGAAGGUUCUCCCAUCUCCACAGAGGAACUCUGAAGCUCUGUCAGAGUGACCAUCGGGUUCUUGGUCACCUCCCUGACCAAGGCCCUUCUCCCCCGAUUGCUCAAUUUUGCCGGGCGGCCUGCUCUAGGAAGAGUCUUAGUGGUUCCAAACUUCUUCCAUUUAAGAAUGAUGGAGGCCAAUGUGUUCUUUGGACCUUUGAAACUCCCAAAUACAGGUGUGCCAAGCUUGUAAUCACUGCCAAAGUUGCUUCAACAAAGUACUGAGUAAAGGGUCUGAAUACUUAUGUAAAUGUGAUAUUUCAGUGUUUUAUUUUUAAUAAAUUAUGGGAUAUUGUGUGUAGCUGGAUGAGGAUAAAUCAAUUUAAUCUAUUUCAGAAUAAGGCUGUAACGUAACAAAAUGUGGAAAAAGUCAAGGGGUCUGAAUACUUUCCGAAUGCACUGUAGGUACCAUUGACUUGCAUUGGAUUUGCAUGGGUUGCUGUCAUCUUGUCCAUAGACUGUUUACAGGGUAAGGAAACCAAUAUGCCGUUUUGUAAUUUGGGUGAAUUAUCCCUUUAACUGAUCAAAUCAAAUGUUAUUGGUCGCAUACACAUAUUUAGCAGAUGUUAUUGCGGUUGUAGCGAUAUGCUUGUAAUGCUUGGGGAGGUUGGGGGAUUAUACCUUUUUUUUUAUCACCUAAUAGCAGGAACACCACCAUCUAGUGGUCAGAACCAGGUAAUAUCAGGAUGUAGGCUGGGACAUCAACCUAACAACUUCAAUUACUAAUUUCUCUGAACAGGGGGACAAAAUCACUAAAUUCACUGAGAAUGCAUUACAUAGGAUGAAGAAACAAUACGCCAAGCCGCAGCUCCAUACUACUUGUCAGACAUAGAGAAGUGAUACUGUAUACUUGUUGUUAGGUUGGGAUUGGUGUGGGUGGCUUUUGGAUGUUAGGUAUUAUAUUUAUUGAACGUUAUCCUAUACAUUAAUAUGGCCAACUAGCUUAAUUUCACUUAGAUCAAAUUAUAUUUCAACAAAACAAUGUUGCAGGAAUGCUAAUCUUAUCUGUUUUUACACUGAACAAAAGUAUAAAUACAACAUGUAAAGUAUUGAUUCCAUGUUUCAUGAGCUGAAAUAAAAGAUCCCAGAAAUUUUCCAAACCACACCAGCCCAGGACCUCCACAUCCGGCUUCUUCACCUGCGGGAUCGUCUGAGACCAACCACCCAUACAGCUGAUGAAACUGUGGGUUUGCACAACCGAAGAAUUUCUGCUAAAACUGUCAGAAACCGUCUCAGGGAAGCUCAUCUGCGUGCUCGUCGUCCUCACCAGGGUCUUGAUCUGACUGCAGUUCGGCGUCGCAAAUGACUUCAGUUGGCAAAUGGUCACCUUCGAUGGCCACUGGCAGGCUGGAGAAGUGUGCUCUUCACGAAUUAGUCUCGGUUUCAACUGUUGUGUGGGCGAGCGGUUUGCUGAUGAACAGACUGCCCCAUGGUGGUGGUGGGGUUAUGGUAUGGGCAGGCAUAAGCUACAGACAACGAACACAAUUGCAUUUUAUCAAUAGCAAUUUGAAUGCACAAAGAUACCGUGACCAGACCCAUUGUCGUGCCAUUCAUCCGCCGCCAUCACCUAAUGUUUCAGCAUGAUAAUGCAUGGCCCCAUGUCACAAGGAUCUGUACACAAUCUGUAUUCCAAGUCAUGUGAAAUCCAUAGAUUAGGGACUAAUGAAUUUAUUUUAAUUGACUGAUUUCCUUAUAUGAAAUGUAACUCGGUAAAAUCUUUGAAAUUGUUGCAUUUAUAUUUUUGUUCAGUGUAACUACAGAAACGAUUUCAGAACAAUCUGAGAUGGUGGGUGUCAUGGCUUGCUUAAAUGAUAUGGAACAAACCCAUCAAUACUUAGGAACAAGAUGUCCCACAGAAGAACUGCUUGAUGAUUAGUCGAAUUACGUUUGUUAGUAAUGGGCUAGAACUACAGCCAGAUGUACCAUGCAGUUCUCCAGGACCAGGAUUAAAUACUUUUCAAAUAUAUUGGAUGAUGUUGCUACCUACACAGGAGAACCAGAUGGUAGAGGCCCUAUCAGCAGCAGAGAACUGGCGUGGUCGCCACGCCCAGGAAAUGAAGGACAAGGCUCAGCUAGAGAUGGAGGUCUCAGUCCUCAACAGGUGAGAGAAAGAGAGUCGCUUCAGUUUUUCUCAGAAUAAGAGGGAACACAGCAUCUAGAACAAUCAUGAAUAUGGUCAAAUUGUACAUUUAUGGUCUAAGCUAAAGCCCAGCUGACAUAAAAACCUUUUAUAAUCCAAUUUUUAUCAUCCUGACCAUACCCUGUGUGUGCAGCCGAGUGUCAGACCUGACAGGGCAGCUCCAUGGGACAGAGGACAAGGCCCGGGCUGAGAGAGAGGGGCUCCUGGACCGCCUGCACAGCCUCACCACAGAGGGCACCCACGCCAAGCUAGAGAACCAGAGCCUCAAGGUCAGUGGUGACAAUGGACUAACACUUGGAAUUAUUAGGCCAGUUUUCCCAGACACAGAUACAUUUUAGUUGGACUAAAAAUCACUUUGAAUGGAUAUUCUUCAUUGAGCAUACUGGAGUAGGCUUACUCUGUGUCUGGGAAACCAUCCCAUUAUGUGGUCCUUUCUUCAUUUACAAGAAUUACAUUUGUACCCGGUACCAAAUAGGUUGGUUCUGGUUCCAGUACAUUACAAAGAUUUGAAAGUAAUUAAUUAUCCAUAGAUUUAGCCGACCAGAUAUUGGAUCGCUUUAUUGCAUCAUAACAUGGAUUUGUGGUCAGAUUAUUCUGGACACACACACAGUUCUGUACUGUAGGCUGACAGGCAUAUGUUCCCCUCUUUCAGGCCAUGUUGUCUGCAGUGGAGGAGAAGCUGGCUCUGUCCCAGUCAGAGGUACAACACGUCAAAGCCUCUGUGAAGCAAUACGAGAGCCUAGUAGACAGCUACAAGACCCAGGUAAGUACACACACACACACACACACACAGGUAUGCACACACGUUGUACCCACAUACAGACUCUUAAUGUGCCGAAAGGAGAAUGUGUUUUCUGUGUAAUGCUACCCAUUACCCACCACCCAGGUGGUGAAGACAAGGGCGGAGGCGGACGAGUGCUGUGCCAGGCUGGGACAAGCAGAGCGAGAGGCGCGGCAGGUCCGGGACCAGCUGGAGAGCGAAGUGGAGGUGGUGCGCAGGGAGCUGCUGGGCCGGCUGACGGAGCUAGAGCCUCUUCCUGAGGCACUGCGGCGCUCUGAGGUCCUACUGGAAGAAGCUCAGGACAGAGAACACGCCCAGGAGAGAUGUAACACUGAGCUGAGUACCACCCUGGCUGACCUGCGCAUGAAGGUGUGGGGGUUGGGGGGAAUGUUUGGGUGGGGUGGGGUGUGGGGAAAGUGUUUGUGUGUGUGUGGGGGGGUAUGUGUGCUGUACACAAAAUGUGAUGGUAUGCACAUCUUCCAAACUGUGGCUUUAUCAAUUUAAUAAUAUGAUAAUAAUAGUACAAUGGUAGAUGUUUUGUGUCUAGGUCGAACAGCAGGGCAGCCAGGUGGAGCUGGUGAGACAGAAAAACUCGGUCCUGUUGGAGGAGAACAAACAGCUGCAACACCGUGUGGAGAGUCUGGAGAGGUCAGACGGUUGCGGCCAUUCCAGAGCCAAUAUCAUAGCACACUGAACAGUAAACACACACACAGUGUGUGUGUGUGUGUGUGUGUGUGUGUGUGCGUGCGUGCGUAUGUAGUAUGAUACAUAAUAUAUACAGACUCUUUUAUCCAAUUUACAGUACAGUGAGCUCAUACAUUGUUAGUUUGUGGCCUGGCGGAUACGUGACCCCCUGUGUGUGUGUGUUAUGUAUACCGUGUUUGUGUGGUGUGUGUAUGUGUGAACAUACCUGGGUCUUAUAGCCCAUCCCUCCUUCCCAUCCCGUCUCUCCCUUACAGGAAGCUAGAGGAGGCCACUUGUCAGAACAGGGACCUGGUGGGGGUGAUCACCAAGCGGGAGGAGACCAUCCAUGGCAACCAGCUCCGGCUGGAGGAGAAGUCCCGCGAGUGCAUGCACCUGACCCGCCAGCUGGAGGAGGCCUUGGAUGACGCCCGACGCCAGGUCUGUCUGGGCCCUCAAGGCAUGGGGAGAGGGGGGCUGGGGAUUGGCUACCUGGGGAAUAGCUGGGUGGGAAAUUGAAAUGCGAGUAUUGAAUUGAGUGAUUUGGUUGUUUUAAGUUUUAGCACUGUGAAUACUCACAGAACAACAUUAGUUUACACUGACUUUGUCAUUUUCUUCCCUGUCAGUUGCUCUGUCUGAUGGAGUAUCUCAGUCCUGGUGUAUAGGUGGUCCUCUGUAGCUCAGUUGGUAGAGCAUGGCGCUUGCAACUCCUGGAUAGUGGGUUCAAUUCCCGGGACCACCCAUACAUAAAAUGUAUGCACGCAUGGCUGUAAGUCACUUUGGAUAAAAGUGUCUGCUAAAUGGCAUAUUAUUAUUAUUGUAUUAGGUGUCCCAGACCCGGGAGCGUGCGGUCACGAAAGAGCGCUCCACCCAGUCCAAGGUGGUGGAACUGGAGACCCAGCUAAGCAGGACCGCCACAGAACUCACCACCCUCCGCCGCAGCAAAGAGGAGGUGAGGGGGAGUGUUUUAGAAAUACACAUCUCUAUCGUAAACUCUGAUUAUAAUCUCUUAAACCUAUUGCGGUCAAAGACAUAGUGAAUCAUGAAAAUACUCAUCCUGGCACACACACUUUAGAAAUCAAAGAAUAUUAAUUUUAAUAAUAGCAUUGAUGAUGCUGUGGUGUGUCUGUCUACCUGUCUGCGCCUCCCUCAGGCGGAGCGGCGGUACCAGUCCCGUCUUCAGGAUGUGAAGGAUCGUCUGGAGCAGUCGGACAGCACCAACAGGAGUCUGCAGAACUACGUCCAGUUCCUCAAAGCCUCUUACGCCAAC
This is a messenger RNA of Coregonus sp. 'balchen', 6198 nucleotides long. Lineage: Eukaryota; Metazoa; Chordata; Actinopteri; Salmoniformes; Salmonidae. The record is from the annotation of a GenBank genome assembly.